Apiotrichum porosum is the source of this 1944-nucleotide messenger RNA. RefSeq lists its product as uncharacterized. The transcript is spliced from 4 exons. The record is from RefSeq and is a predicted model, not a curated record. NCBI's taxonomy places the organism in Eukaryota, Fungi, Basidiomycota, Tremellomycetes, Trichosporonales, Trichosporonaceae. Bases 1 to 1944 code for a protein of 647 amino acids.
AUGGAUAGCACGACGGUUCUGAGCGUCAACCUCAGCAUCCCGGCACCCGUUCUCCCAGCCCUUGCAGGACGGCUGGCGUCGUCAGCCGUCGACCCCAACCUCCCCCUCCCCUUCCUUCACCCAAAGGAUCCUCCGCUCUCCUCCGACAUGUCGCCUUUCAGUGGUGCCCCAAUGUACCCGACCGUCGGCGCCUUUGCCUGCCGCACACCCUCGUGCCAGGCAACCUUUGCAGACUUCAAGGCCCGCAACGCCCAUGAGUCUCGUUGCAAGUUCGCCUGCAAGGCAUGUGGCGUUAGCUUUUGGAGCACGUGGACAUACGAGAACCACAAGCACGAGCACGUCACAGGCCUUGCAUUUUGUUGCAGGCUCGGCUGCAAGGUCAAGAACACCUCUACCGCCCUCGACUCGUACCUCUGGUUCGCCACCGAGGCGGCGAUGAGGAAGCACCACCUGGUCGACCAUGGCGCCACGUAUGCCACGGCUCGCGAGGUGUACGACGCUUCCGGGCAGUACAACGACACUCUGUUCAUCCCCCUCCCUGCCCACGCGGACAGGCUCGCCGCCCUCGCCGAAUACAAGGCGGAAAACAAUGGCUACGUCAAGCCGAAGAGCGAGGAACAGCUCUCCCAGGACCGCAACGUGCACAACGUGUACAAGAAGAACCGGUCCGAUCUUGAGAGCGACCACGACCGCGACACUCGCCGUCGCCGCACACGCGAGCUGGACGUGGGUGUGUACCAGCGGAUCAAGGCCAACCCCGUCCGCUUCGCCCACAGGAGCGAGAAGCUGCGGAUCAACGAUCGCCGUCGCCGCAGCGACGAGCCCACCGACAAGCGUGAGGCCUGCCUCAAGAAGAAGCGCGAGGGCGAGGCCAGGCGCCGCCGCAACCUCGCACCCAAGGAGCGCGAGGAGCGCAACGCCAAACGCCGCGUCGACCCCGACGGUGCUGUGCGCAAACAGCUCCGUAAGGACAGCAAGAGGGCCCGUGAGGUCGAGCUCAGCGACGACGAGCGUGAACGCCGAGUUGGACAUCGGGAUGUAAAGAGGAUCACGGCCAGCCCGUUCCGCAUAGCCAACGGGCGCGAGAAGCUGCGUCGACGCCGUGCUUUUGGAUGCGAGACAUUGCACUGCAACCAGGUCUUUGACAACUGGGAGCAGCGCAACAAGCACCAAGCCCGCUGCAAGUACGCUUGCCCAGACUGCCCCAUGGCCUCGUUCUGGUAUCUGUGGAACUUCAACAGCCACAUCCACGAGCACCACACGGGCCUCGGCCAUCGCUGCCGUCUUGGCUGCCCUGUCGACAGCAGCGCGGAGGAUUACGACUCGGAUGAUCCAUUCAUCUGGUUCCAAUCCGAGUAUCUCCUCCGCCGACACCACGAGGUCGACCACGGUUGCAGUGUCAAGACUGCCUUCCGUGAGUUGAGAGCUCCCGAGGCAUGGGAGGGCGAUGUCUACAUCCCUCUCUGCUCGGAAUCGGAGAGGGCCGACAACCUCGCUGCCCACAACUCCCAGCGUCGCAUCGACCUCGAGAACACGAACGUCGAUGUUGAAAAGCGCCGUAAGACACGUCAGACUCUCCGAGCAAACGAGAAGGCUCUCGAGAGCGACGAGCAGCGUGCCGACCGUCUUGCCCGCACGCAUGAAAGCGACAAGGCUACGUACGAGCGCAUCAAGCAGGACCCGGUCCGCUACGACAAGCGACUCGAGACUGCGCGCAAAAAUGAUCACAUCAGGCGCGCGAACGAGGUGGACGACGCGGACUCGAUCCAGCGUAAGAAGCAGCGCAAGCUCGCCAAGGCCAGGUGCGACGCAAAGCUGUCGUCCGAGGUUCUCGAGGAACGUCGCAGCCCGAAGAAUCUCCGCAAGCAGGUGUACAAGGCCAGACAGUGCGCCAAGGCUGACGAGGAGGGCGAAAAAAAUGGCGAGAGCAGUGGCCAAAUGUAG